This is a messenger RNA of Beta vulgaris subsp. vulgaris (sugar beet), 687 nucleotides long. RefSeq lists its product as uncharacterized. The coding region runs from base 1 to 687 and encodes 228 amino acids. The transcript has 3 exons. Lineage: Eukaryota; Viridiplantae; Streptophyta; Magnoliopsida; Caryophyllales; Amaranthaceae. The record is from RefSeq and is a predicted model, not a curated record. Gene Ontology annotation, molecular function: nucleic acid binding; RNA-DNA hybrid ribonuclease activity.
AUGGAUGCCUUCUCCGAAUGCAACCAAAUACUCAUGCACCAUGAAGAUCAAGAGAAGACGUCGUUCGUCACUAACCGUGGUAUCUACUGCUACAACGUUAUGCCAUUCGGAUUGAAAAACGCCGACGCCACUUACCAGCGUCUUGUCAACGCCAUGUUCAAAGAUCAACUAGGGGACACCAUGGAUGUGUACAUUGAUGAUAUGUUGGUGACGUCCAAGGCUGCUUGUGACCACGUCUCACACCUGCAACAAGCGUUCAACGUUAUACGAAGAUGUAUCCUCGAAUUUUUGAGGAGCCGGACUAGGUAUAGUACCAAAGUUGCCAAAAGGGACACUGUAGCCCGAGCUAUUAGGUGUGAUUCCAAGGCUACAAACAACGAAGCGGAAUAUGAAGCAUUAUUAGCUAGAUUGACACUGGCUCAAGAUUUGAAAGCCACUGACGUUGAAGCAUACAACGAGUCAUUGUUAAUAGUUAGCCAAAUUGAAGAACUCACCGCCAAAGACUCCAAAAUGAUGGUGUAUCUUGAAGCAGUCCAAUCAGAGGUACGUGACAAAGAAGCCAUCUCUUUUAGAUGGAGAAAUAUAAUGCGAAGGUUUGGUGUCCCGUUAGAGAAGUCUGCGACAACGGGUCUAAGUUCAUCCGUGAGCCCACACGGAGUUUCAAAGCAAAAUGGAAUAUACAAUUAA